AUGUCCAAUUAUGUUAAAACACUCAUCAAUAAACUCGGGUUUUAUCAAACGAAAGGGAAACACAAGGUGACUGCAGAUUACGCCGAGUCUUCAAAAAGAAAAGAAAAUAUUAUGACCUCACAACAGGAACCCCAACAACAGCCACGGGUACAAAGUUUCGAAGGACAUCGUUUUAGUGGACAAGAUGGUGGUGUCAAUAUAGAAGCUAAUCUACAACAGCUUAUAAAUGAGCGUAAUCUAUUACGGUCACAGAACGAUCAACUGUGGAAAAUCAUAGAGAGGCAAAAGACAGUUAUAACUAAUCUACAAAAGGAUAACCAAAAGUUGGGUUACGAGAGAGAUAGACUUAUUACGAGAUUAAGAGAAUUGGAUAGCGGUUUCAAUCGUUUAGAGGAUGGCUCCACGUCCGUUAGGGGGGGAAGCAUAGAUGGUAAAACUGUCACAGAUAGUGCUAUCCUGGUUCAACAAUUAGGAAUUGAUACUGCUAGAGUACCACCAGAAAUCGGGAAUUCAAUUAAUCAAUCAAAACCUUCAUCACAACAAAAGCCCAUCCGGACACAAGAACCAAAGCGAACACCUUUAAUAUCGGAAGCCGAGUCAUUAACUUCAAAACAAUCUUCCUUGGUAACAAGACAGCCAAACCAAGAAGCAUUACAACAAGAAACCACCGUUUCUUCAACAGUGACUUAUGACGAACCUGAUAUACAAUAUCUUCCACCUGUAGUCGUCAGUGAACCUUCUCCUGUGAAAUUAAAUGAUUCAUCAGUUGAUAAUAGCGUAUCCCAAGCUCAUGAUUUGGAACAAACUUCUCAAACACUCAAGAAACGUCAAGGUUCCCAACCGUCUUUACAAGAUCCUCCCUCACCAUCAAUGUCGAUUAAUUCUUUAGAAUCUGGAAGUAUUAGCAGCAAUGGAAUUAGCCAGCACAGACGUCAAAGUACUCCACAAACUAUUGACACAGGGUUGGACUCACCAACAAUAAUCAGGCGUAAUUCUGAAACUAAUAAUUCUAUCUCAUUACCUAACUCGCCUCGCAAAUUCCCUUCGCCUCUUGAACCAAUAUCAAAAACGUCUUUUCCGCCGCGUUCACCUGGUUUACCAUCAUCUCCUAAAGCUUUUUUACAUGGCAUUGAUCUGACAAAAUUAUCUCAACGGGAUAGUGAAGAACAAUUAAAAGAUUCACAUAGUCAAGUUGUGAAUGUCAAUACGGAUUCUCUGAAUGCGAGUGACCAAUCAUCGGAGAAAUCAUAUCCUGUUAGGUCACAGUCAUAUCCCCAGAAUAAUGAGAAGUCGUCAUCGGUUCUUGGCAAUGAUUCCAUGGAUAAUUUAAAACCCCAAAGAGAUUCUAUAACACAUAAUCUUAGCGACCCCAGCCUUGGUAAUACUUUCUUGGGGUCAGAUACCAUCCCAAAAGAGAAAUCUCUGAGAACGAGUAAAUCUUUUGGUCAUAUUCCUCAGAGUUCACAAACAUCUAUUUCUGUAACUCCGUCAGAAAACCGUGAUUCUGCCCUAGGUAAUAAUACAUUGUUUAUUCCUGGAAAUCAAGGAAAACGCCAUAGUGUUUUCAUGCAGCCUAGCAGAAGUCAAGUAGAUAGUCCUGCUGUCGAACAUGUAUCACAACACAUAAAAAACAAAGGAUCUUUUUCUGAUGCUAGUGUGGUUACAGAUCCAUCAUACGGCCAAAUUUCGCAACAUCAAACCUCACAAUCACAGCAAUCUAACUCAGCUUCACAGCAAUCUAACUCAGCGUCACAGCAAUCACAAUCACCACCUCCUUCAAAGAUGCCUUCGAAAAUAUCCUCUGAAACUAUUUCUGGUAUCGCAGUUAAGGUUAUCGGUAGUAAUAAAAAGAUAAAUGAUAAAGGAAAGGAGGUUUUGACAUUCAUCUUAUCUGUUGGGCAAGCCAGAGUCGUCGAUGGUACCAUAGUUGGAAUGGAAAAAGAGCUAUGGAGGGUCGAGAAAUUUUAUUCUGAUUUCCUUGCUUUGGACGGAAAAUUAAAACAACAAAGCAAAAGAGUCGCAAAUAUGAUGAAAAAAUUGCCCGACAAGAACUUACUUUAUAACAACGCACCAAGCAAGGUUGAUCAACGAAAGACUGCUCUUGAACAAUAUCUCCAACACAUAAUAUCGCUACCACUGAAGGAUUCCAAAGAUUUAUGUGAGUUUCUUAGUGCAAAUGUCAUUGAACAAGAUAGUAAAGAUCUUCAGCAACCUGGUUUCAAAGAGGGCUAUCUUACAAAGAAGGGAAAGAACUUUGGCGGUUGGAAGACGAGAUUUUUUGUAUUGGAUUCACCAGUUUUGAAAUAUUAUGAAAGCAAAGAUGGAAAUCACCUCGGGUCUAUUCGUUUGACUCACGCCCAAAUUGGUCGACAACAAAGUAAUACUGCGAAUGAUUCGGAGAAAGAUAAUGAAAAUUCUUACAGACAUGCAUUCCUAAUUUUGGAACCGAAGCCUGGUUCUAAAACCCAAAAUACACGUCAUGUAUUAUGUGCUGAAAGUGAUGCAGAAAGAGAUGAAUGGGUGGAAGCAUUGUUACAAUACGUAGGCGUUGCUGAAGAGAGCAGUAAACAAAAGAAAGACAAAAAGAAAACCAAUACACAAACCGUCUCUGAGCAAAGUUCGAGGGAAAAUAGUUUAAAGAACGAUUCUCGUCACGAAAGAAAAAAAGGCAAUAACGAUUCAAUAUCAAGUACGAAUUCGAGCAUGCUUUCUGUCAGCAAUCACAAUGUUGGCGCGUUAAAUGGUCGAGAAGAUAUUGAUCGUCCAAUAAUUCGUAACGGAACUCCUGAACUUCGGGAACCUUUACUGGUUUCUUCGGUUGUUAGUUCAUCGUCACAAAGUUCCCGGGAUGCACAAUCACAUGGUCAAUUGAAUGUUAGACGUGACCGAUUACAGGAGGAUGAUCAACCAUCAUCAGAAAAAAAGAAAAAUUCACGAAAAACUUUCUUUGGAAACAUGUUUAGCAGUAAUAGGGAUGAAAAAAAGCGAUAUCAUGAUGCACGACCUGACACUUCACGAAUUGUUUUUGGUGUUCCUUUGGACCAAGCUAUUUCCGUGGUGCGAAUAAAAGAAGGAUAUGAGCUUCCUGCUGUAGUUUAUCGAUGUAUAGAGUAUUUGGACGCAAAGAAUGCUUCUGAAGAAGAAGGCAUCUAUCGUUUAAAUGGUGCAACUGCUACAAUUAAGUCAUUAAAAGAUAGGUUUAAUACCGAGGGAGAUGUCGACUUGGUGAGUGAAGGAGGAUACGACGUACAUGCAGUAGCUGGUCUACUGAAACUCUAUUUAAGAGAACUACCUACCAGUGUACUUACUCGUGAGUUACAUAUGGAGUUUUUAAACGUUAUUGACCUACUUGAUCGACGAGAUCGGGUUAAUGAACUUGGUCGCCUAGUAUCCACUCUCCCUUUACCAAAUUACACAUUGUUACGAACAUUGGCAAGGCAUCUGAUUCAAAUUGUUCAAAAAUCAGAUAUCAACAAGAUGACCGUACGCAAUAUAGGGAUCGUAUUUGCUCCCUCAUUAGGCAUUCCCGCUGGUGUUUUCACCCUUCUCAUGGCUGAAUUCGAUUACAUUUUUUUCACCGACAGUGAUGGUUCCGCAGCACCAAAGACAUUGGAAGAAGCACCCAAGGGCCCAGAGAAUCAACACUCAACAAGUGAUCUUACCCUUAAUUCAAAAAACCCAACUCCUGAUACAGAAAGUUCCCAGAAAAUAAGGGAUGAUCCUGAAGGCGAUUCUACUUUGUCACCGACCGCUGCUUUUCGUCGUAGGGAUAUAAGAAAUGAGCUUAAUGGCAGGAGCAACCGAAAUAGUGUACAUUAUAUGGAUAGUGCGCCGGAAAUUGUUGUUGGUUUAGAACGGAAACUCACAGCAAGUAAAUCAACGUUUAGUCGAAAUGAUUCUUCGGAUGACGAAGUCAACGAUCUUGCCCUUCAAAUCGAAGAUGAUGUGGAAAGUAUAUCGUCUGUUUCCGCUGACGAUCUCAAUACUUUAUCACCACCAAUUUCUGUACCAGCUUCACCCCGAAGCAUACCAGCACCACCUCCACGAUCAAAUUCUUUGUUAGAGGAUGGGAAGUCAGAGUCAGAGCCACAAAGUUCAUUGGUAGACCGUUAG
This is a messenger RNA of Acaulospora morrowiae, 4113 nucleotides long. NCBI's taxonomy places the organism in Eukaryota, Fungi, Glomeromycota, Glomeromycetes, Diversisporales, Acaulosporaceae. The record is from the annotation of a GenBank genome assembly.